UGCCCGCCACGCUUUACAUUACGAUUUCUCCUUCUCUAGCCAGAUAUCUUGGGCUGCAAACUCCGGCGGCGCGUUCCCCUUCCAAGCCACACUUGCAACUACGGCAACUCACCCCAGCGACCUCUCUCUCCUUUUGGCGAUUGUGACUGAUGCGGCGGCGUUUCUAGCGGCGUCUCUCCGCCGAGCGUACAAAGCAGUCCGGCGACUUCUCUUUCCUCCCACUUGACGAGCGAAGUAGCGGCAACCAGCAGCAGUUUUCUCAUAUUCGGCAAGGGUUCAGCCUAAAACCUUUCUUAAUUAAGCAAAUAAGAAAAAGGGGAGAAAGAAAAUGCUGAAGACAAAGUACAAGCGAUUGAAGGGAAGCCAAAUUCUGAGGCAAAGGUUGUUGCUCGCAACAUUGAGCCACACUCCAGUUCUAAUCGAGGACAUUCGAACAGACGAGACCUGGCCAGGCCUACGACCCCAUGAGGUCUCGUUUCUCCGAUUGAUGGAGAAAAUUUGUGAUGACUCUUUCAUUGAAAUCAAUGAGACCGGAACAAAAUUGAAGUACAAACCUGGCAUUGUGAUGGGCGGGAGACAUUUGGUGCACGAUUGUGGUACCAGUCGUGCUAUUGGUUAUUUUCUCGAACCGUUGAUUGUUCUAGCAUUGUUUGGUAGGAAACCCCUCUCCAUUAAUCUGAAAGGUAUUACUAAUGACUCGAAGGACCCAUCGGUAGAUACUUUCAAAUCAACGACCUUGCCCAUGUUAAAGCACUUUGGAGUUGAUCUUAAAGACGUGGUCUUGAAAAUAGAAAGUCGCGGAGUACCACCUCAUGGUGGGGGAGAAGUGACCUUGACCCUCCCAACGGUUAAAAGUUUAUCGGCAAUAUCUUGGACCGAAGAAGGAAUGGUCAAAAGCAUUAGAGGGGUUUCAUUUUCAACUAGAGUUUCUUCUCAGUUCGAGCAUGCUAUGAUAACUUCGGCUCGUGGAGUGUUUAAUCGUCUACUUCCAGAUGUGCACAUAUUCACUGAUCAUAGAAAGGGACCUCAAGCUGGAAACUCACCUGGGUUUGGCAUUUCACUGGUCGCGGAAACUACAAAAGGUUGUUUUAUAUCUGCUGAUACCACAGUUUCAUAUGGACAUGCUGGAGAAUCAACCGAGUUUGAAGAAGAGAAGAAAGAGCUCCCACCUCCCGAAGAUAUUGGUGAACAAAUGGCGUAUGCUCUGCUCGGUGAGAUUAAUCAAGGUGGCGUAGUUGACUCAACACACCAGGGAUUAUUGUUCCUUCUUUGUGCAUUAUGCCCUGCAGACGUUUCGAAGGUUCGGGUCGGAAAGCUAACACCAUAUGGGAUAGAAACUCUCAGAAACAUUGAAGACUUCUUGAAGGUAAUGUUUAAUAUUGAAGCCGAUCCUUCCAACGGAACGGUCGUCCUGAAAUGUGUUGGUUCUGGAAUGAUUAAUCUAUCUAGAAAGCACUCUUGAUCGUUGAGAAAGAUGUAACUUCAUCAAAAAAGCUCGGAGAAAAUGAGUUCAAUAGCGUAUCAAAUCUACCUUCAAGGAAUUGAUGUAUUUUGAGAUAGGAUUAGACAACAAUUUUGUUUUGCAUUUAUCCAAUCUAAAAAACGAGUACGUUAUCGAA
This is a messenger RNA of Cucurbita maxima (winter squash), 1619 nucleotides long. RefSeq names its product probable RNA 3'-terminal phosphate cyclase-like protein. The coding region runs from base 329 to 1462 and encodes 377 amino acids. Gene Ontology annotation, molecular function: RNA endonuclease activity. Gene Ontology annotation, cellular component: nucleolus. Lineage: Eukaryota; Viridiplantae; Streptophyta; Magnoliopsida; Cucurbitales; Cucurbitaceae. The transcript has 7 exons. Gene Ontology annotation, biological process: endonucleolytic cleavage of tricistronic rRNA transcript (SSU-rRNA, 5.8S rRNA, LSU-rRNA); ribosome biogenesis. The record is from RefSeq and is a predicted model, not a curated record.